AUAUGUAAUCUGUUUUUGAUUUCGUAUUUAAAUUCUUUAUCAUUUAGUUUUUAAUCAAUUGUAUGAACGUUAUAGGAAACAUCUGAAGUCAUUGAUGAAGAGCCACCUGAAAUGAGGCUCUACAGUCAAGCACACCGUAAAAAAGACGGCUCAUGGAUUGACCCAGAAGCUGGAGAUAAAUACGAACAAAUGGAAGCUAUUCGCUCAAAAGCACUCGAGGAAGGCGUUGCAAUUGAUGGGAGGAAAAUUCUACAAAAGGUUUUGGAUAUACCGAAGUCUGGUUAUGCUCGUGGACUCGGAUAUGGAGCCAAACGGAUAACAGCUAAAGAAUCAGAGUUUGAAGCUCGUUUACAAGCAGAGAAGUUUGAGACUGAAAAGCAAGUUAAAGAACUAAAUGACCAAAUUCAAAAUCAACAGGUGAAAAUUGAUAACAUUUCUCAAUCAUAUAGCAAACUCAAGCAUCUUGUUCAACAAAUGUUGAAUGCAAAAGAUGAUGAGGAAAUAUCUAUUGAUGGCGACGAAACAUGUAUCGAUGGCUGUGAAAAAUCUCUUGAUGACGAACCAUCUAAUGAUUGGUAUGUGACGGCUUACUUAAAUAUAUUUUUUAAUUCGUUACGCUUUUAAAUUUUUUCUAU
This is a messenger RNA of Mercurialis annua (annual mercury), 635 nucleotides long. RefSeq lists its product as uncharacterized. The transcript is spliced from 2 exons. NCBI's taxonomy places the organism in Eukaryota, Viridiplantae, Streptophyta, Magnoliopsida, Malpighiales, Euphorbiaceae. The record is from RefSeq and is a predicted model, not a curated record. Bases 112 to 624 code for a protein of 170 amino acids.